Phacochoerus africanus (Common warthog) is the source of this 3094-nucleotide messenger RNA. It is a transcript of the gene RALYL, whose product is annotated as RALY RNA binding protein like. NCBI's taxonomy places the organism in Eukaryota, Metazoa, Chordata, Mammalia, Artiodactyla, Suidae. Gene Ontology annotation, cellular component: nucleus. The record is from RefSeq and is a predicted model, not a curated record. The transcript is spliced from 9 exons. Bases 1255 to 2136 code for a protein of 293 amino acids. Gene Ontology annotation, molecular function: RNA binding.
UGUGCGUGUGCGUGUGCUCAGCCUCAGCGUGAGGGGCACCUGCUCGUCUAGGCUCUCAGUAGAGGCAGCCUCGCCCGGAGCUGCCGCUGCUUGCCGCCUCUGGUGCUGCCGCUCACAGGCGCUUGAGCUCCCCGUUGCCGCCGCCGUCGCCGCCGCCGCCGCCUUGCCAGCCUGAGUUGGGCUCCGUGGGGCUUCCCCCCUCGCAGCCUCGGUCCUUCCCCGCUGCCGGCAAGUCAGCUUUGCUCCGAGUCACGUGUCAGUGCCUGAGGCAGAGACUGAGAGAAAAAAACGCGCUUCAUUCCUUCUUCCACCGCCAUACUGUAUUUUAUCCUAAAUCUCAUUUUUAUUCCAACAUUUUACUCCCGCUCGGUGAGUACCUUCUCAGUGGCAUUCUUGUCCUCUUCUUCUUCUUUUUUUUGUCCUUUUUUUGUUUUUGUUUUUGUUUUUUUGUUUUUUUUCUUCUUUUUUUUUUUCCACUUCUUUGAUUAUUGUUUAUAUUUGGGAAAGCUGGAGGAGCAUGGUUUUGAGCCUUUUCCUGAAUCCAAGUUUUUAUAGCAUGCGAUGGUUCUGUAGACAAGGCGCUGUGUCUGGGAGUCGCGGCGACCGUGCCCGCUGGGAGCGACUCCCAAGUCCAGCAAAAUAUGCAACUGGUUUUAAGGAAAAAGCGAUGUGAAGUAUGGUGCCUAUUUUUUUUUCCUUUGUAAAAAAUAAAAAGCAUGUUUCUAACUCUUUUUUUGGCAUACUCUUUUUCUGAUAAGAUUUUUUUGUAUAGGUGGGAUUUUACGGCAGUGUUUACAAGUUUGUGGUUUUGCAAUACUGGUACCUGGUACAAACCACUGAGCAAAUACAUUAAUUUUCUAUUUUUUGUGCCCUUUUUGGAAGCCGGUGAGAACAAAUUGGUUUUUUUUAACCUCCUGUUUUUGCUACCCAUUGAUAACAUGAAACUUUUCUUGCAGCUGGUGCCUGGGAUGAUUUUUAAGCAAAUACUUUUUUCCUCCUUUAAAUUAACUGUGACUUUUGCACAUCUGACUUUUUUUAAAAGACCGAGAUAAUUUUAUGAUAGAUAUCCUGAUAUCUAUAUUAUCCCUUCUUCCUCCCCCUCCCCUCCCCGUAAAUCAAUUUUCAAAUGAUGGCAGUGGAAGGUUUUUCUGGAAAAAAAAAAAUGAAGUGCGGUUUGGUUUCCUUGUCAACGGAGGAUGAAGUGAACAGCUGAGCAGCUCGCAGAGAGCAGGGUUAAAACAAGGCGAGCCAACCAUGACUGGCAAAACGCAGACCAGCAAUGUCACCAAUAAGAAUGACCCCAAGUCCAUCAACUCUCGAGUUUUCAUUGGAAAUCUAAAUACAGCCAUUGUCAAGAAAGUUGACAUUGAAGCCAUUUUCUCAAAAUAUGGAAAAAUAGUUGGCUGCUCAGUUCACAAAGGUUACGCAUUUGUACAGUACAUGAGUGAGCGACACGCAAGAGCUGCAGUGGCUGGAGAAAAUGCCAGGAUCAUCGCUGGACAACCACUGGAUAUCAACAUGGCAGGAGAACCCAAACCAUACAGACCGAAACCCGGAAAUAAGAGGCCCCUUUCUGCACUUUAUAGACUUGAGUCAAAGGAGCCUUUCCUGUCUGUUGGUGGCUAUGUCUUUGACUAUGAUUACUACAGAGAUGAUUUCUACAAUCGGUUAUUUGAUUACCACGGCCGUGUGCCUCCACCUCCCCGCGCUGUAAUUCCACUGAAGCGUCCCAGAGUGGCUGGAACAACUACUCGCAGGGGAAAAGGAGUCUUUUCCAUGAAAGGAGGAUCGAGAUCUACUGUCAGUGGAUCUUCUUCAUCCGGCUCUAAAUUGAAAUCAGAUGAGUUACAGACAAUCAAGAAAGAAUUAACCCAAAUCAAAACUAAAAUUGACUCCUUGCUAGGGCGCCUGGAGAAGAUUGAGAAGCAGCAGAAGGCGGAGGCAGAAGCUCAGAAGAAGCAAUUGGAAGAGAGUAUAGAGCUGAUCCAAGAUGAAUGUGUGUCAGAGAAUGCAGAUCACUCUACAGAGGAGCCCGCUGAAGGAGGGCCAGAUGCGGAUGGAGAAGAGAUGACUGAUGGGAUAGAGGAGGACUUCGAUGAAGAUGGGGGUCAUGAGCUGUUUCUACAGAUAAAGUGAUCUGAAGUAAUGAAGGAUGCCAUGAAAGCAGAAAAGAGAAACUGUGACAACCCCCAGAAAUGUGAAAGGAGGUUUCUUAAUGGAGAGCAGCAUCUUUGGUUCAAUUUAUAAAAACCCAAAUAAAUAACAUGGACAGUAUUGUUCAAUUUUAGGAAUUCCAUUUCUUCUAUGUUCUAAGCUGUAUAAUUGUCAGGUUUUUAUGGUUUAGAUUGUAAAUGUGUUUUUCCCUUUGCUAAUUAUGCUUUUUUUUAAGUCUUAAAACAUGAAGGACAUUUAUGAAUGGUAAGGGAGACACUGUAUACAAAUGUAUAUUUGUAAAAGCUAUUUUUAUGAUUAGCAUGUUUUAUUGUUGACCAUAUAUAAAAGUCAGGUGAUAUUGCAAUUCUACAUUUAAAGCUUAUUUCCAAAAAUGUCUUGUAAGAAAAGAUGCAUUGUAUGCUAGUUUUUAUAAUUUAUUUUUAAUUUAUAGUUUAAAGUACUUCAGAUCAUAAGGAUAAAAUACUUGAAAAAGUUAUAUUUCUGCCCUCAAUAAGCACCAUUUUUAUUAAUAAAGAAUGCACAUAUUUCAGAUGUGAUUCGAUAGUUAAAGGAUUGUUGGUUUGACCUGUGAUUAAAUUGAGCAUUCAGUUUUACUUGACUAAACUGAAAUGAUUCAAUUAAUACCCAGUACUUUGGUCUAAGUAGGAGAUCUCAUGGACAGGUUUUAAUGCCAGUACAGGUGAGAACCAGAUUGGCAAAGAAGAUUGUCUUGUCUUUGGAUACAGAAGUCCAAAUCAGUGCAUUCAUCACUCAUUUCAUCUCCUAUUGCUAGGAAGUCUCCAUCCCCCAGCAUUGCAAGUGUUUUCCAGAUGCUCUUAGCUGUUGUCUUGUGCUGUGGAAAUGGAAGAAACCAUCUUCACAGACUGUAGGAGAAUUCAGCAUAUAAUUUCUUAAUAAAUACUGUUUCUUUUAAAACAAA